Messenger RNA from Tuber aestivum (summer truffle), 2141 nucleotides. The record is from the annotation of a GenBank genome assembly. Lineage: Eukaryota; Fungi; Ascomycota; Pezizomycetes; Pezizales; Tuberaceae.
ACAAAGCUCUUCCCCAAACCCUCGUUCUCCUCCUUUCUCUUCCCCCUUUCCACCUACAUGCCCAAAACCCGGGGUCUCCCACCAAAAUGACGAUAAAAAACCUCUUAAUAAUAAUUCACAUAGACCUACUCCUCCCACUAGCCGUUUUCCUGAACCUGUACUUAUACUUCUACCCCGUCUUCCACUUCUGUGCCUUCACGCCUCAACCGGACGGCAGCUCGGCACCCUUCCGCCUGCUAGCGUUGGCAGACCCACAACUGGAGGGCGACUCGACAUUGGAGAAGUACAGAACUGCCCGGUCGGCGGAAACAACAGACACAUCCUCUCUAUGGGACUAUGUGCACCCUACCGACAUCGGCCUCACCCUCCGCGGACUAGGCAAGGUGCUGGACCUCUGGGGCAACGAUCUCUACCUCCGCCAUGUAUUCCGCAGCACCAGACAGUCGCUAGCGCCCACCCACACGGUAGUAUUGGGCGACCUGCUGGGCUCGCACUGGAUCAGCGAUGAGGAGUUCAAGAUCCGCGGGGAGAGGUUCUGGAGGAUCUUCGGUGGAGAGGAGGGGAAGGUUACGAGUGAGGAUGUGCAGAGACACGCGGGGGAUAUCGCCGCAGAUGAGGAGGCCAGGGAAGUCUGGCGAAAAAAGGUAAUCAUACUUCCAGGGAAUCACGAUAUCGGGUAUGCUGGGGAUAUGGAUUGGAGUCGGAUCGAGCGGUUCGAGGAGAUGUUUGGGGUUGUUAAUUACAUGGUCAACUUUAUGCCCAAUGAUUCCACUACUCCCGAUGCUGUCAGUGCUAGCAAUACCACCGGCACAACAACUCGAGAAGGACAGUCACCAAACAUCCCCCCAACCCUCCGCUUAAUUAUUCUAAAUUCCCUUCCGCUGGACUCCCCAGUAUUCGACCCCACGAUACAAGACGCCUCAUACGCACUCCUGAACCAAUCGCUAAAGUCCAAAUCCCCCUCCCUCCGCCAGUCCUCCCUCCUCCUCACGCACCUCCCCCUUCACAAACCCGCUGGCCUCUGCGCCGAUGCGCCACUAGUGACGCACUACCCGGCCCAUUACGGUGGGGGAAUAAGAGAGCAGAACCACCUCUCGGAAACCGUCAGCGAGCAGCUCCUCGGCUGGGUAUUCGGCGUGCCGGCUGGUGAUGAUGACGCUAAAGCGAAGGAACGUGGGAUGGUGCUCACAGGACACGACCACGUCGGCUGCGACGUACGCCACAACUGGGUCGGCGGAGAAACUGGCUGGAAUCGGAGCUCGUGGGAGGAGUGGAGGCAGCGGAAAACGCCAAGGGCUGAAGCUACCGAAGCUGUGGAGAGUGGCCCCGUUGAAGACGAGCUGGAGGGCGUGAGGGAGGUUACGGUGCGAAGCAUGAUGGGUGAGUUCGGCGGAAAUGCUGGGUUAGUGUCUGCUUGGUUUGACUUUGAAAGUGAUUGUAUGUCUCCCCCACCCCCUCUUUCUACCCACUGUACUAAUUCUGGAGCGAAUGACUGAAAGCCUGGAAAUUCGAAUACCAAACUUGCAAACUUGGUAUCCAGCAUGUGUGGUGGACUGUGCAUAUCAUCGACGCCAUCGUUGCCAUCACGGGUACCAUUUUGUUCAUUGCAUAUAAGCGUGAUGAGUUCAGGAAUGCGGAGAAGGCGGCGAUGGUGCAGGAAUUGAUUAACAGGGGUAAGAAGGAUGAGUAGGGUGGGGUGAUCAAGAUAAAAGUAUGAAUUUUGUUAUUUGUCCUCUCUUUUUAGAAUGCUUGCUUGCUUGCUCGGGGAAAGGAUGCACUACGGUAUUCUGUACAUGGUGGAAAGGUUAUUCUCAAAGAUAACAGGCAGGAUAUUAAAAGUCAUCACGAGAACAACCGCCGGUACAAAACGUACAUCAAUACCUGCAGACAGGAUUAAGCUAAAUGUCAAAGUCUAGUGCCCACGUUGCUCUCCCGCAAACCACCUCCACCCGCAACUGUGAGUUUCCCGUAAAUUAGAGAUUCGAGUGAGCUAUGAUGAUGAUGAUGAUGACCCACCCCAGCAAAGAGAUCAAGAAAAAAGAAAAAGAAACUUCCCUCCCAUCACUCACUCACUCACUCUUCCUCUCCAUCCACUUCUUCCCCGUCCAUUUCCCCCCCAUGCAUUUCUCCCCCAUCCCUCU